Trichoderma reesei QM6a is the source of this 1114-nucleotide messenger RNA. RefSeq names its product porphyromonas-type peptidyl-arginine deiminase. Gene Ontology annotation, biological process: putrescine biosynthetic process. Lineage: Eukaryota; Fungi; Ascomycota; Sordariomycetes; Hypocreales; Hypocreaceae. Bases 44 to 1114 code for a protein of 356 amino acids. Gene Ontology annotation, molecular function: protein-arginine deiminase activity; agmatine deiminase activity. The record is from RefSeq and is a predicted model, not a curated record. The transcript has a single exon.
CUAGGCGUACCUUCUCCAAUCAAUAUCAACAUCAUCUUCAGCCAUGUCUGACGUUACUUUUCAGCGCCAAGCAGAAUGGGCUCCUCAGAAAGAAAUCCUCAUGGCUUGGCCGGGCCUAGAGGGAAUUCUGCAGGACUAUCCAGAGAGACUGGCUAAGGCAACCCAAGAGGUUUCCAACCUCGCCGCCGCUAUCGCCAACUUCGAGCCCGUUACAGUGGUCGUGGGCACUGAGCGAAUCGAAGAAGCCGAAGCACACUUUGCCGAGGUUGAAGCCCCCUUUCCGAUAACUGCGCACCGCAUUGAAGGGGAUAGCAUGGACGUCUGGAUGAGAGACAUUGCUCCCGUCUUUGUUGUCAAGAACGGCCCCGGCAAUGACCGCAGCCUCGUCGGCCUCGACUACAACUUCAAUGGCUGGGGCGGCAGAUACCCCACGCCUACUACCAUUCACGCCGCCAAAAUGAUUCUGAAAGACCUCAAGAUUGAGCGUAUCGAAACCUCCAUCGUAACUGAGGGCGGCGCCCUCGAAGCCGACGGCGACGGGACUCUCCUGGUAACCGAGAGCUCCAUCGUCAACGAGAACCGCAACCCGGGCAAGUCUCGCCAGGAGAUUGAAGAUGAGCUCGUCCGCACGCUCGGCAUCAAGAAGGUCAUCUGGAUUCCGGGCAGACCCGGCCUGGACUCGACCGACUGCCACAUUGACGCCCUCGCGCGCUUUGUCCGGCCCGGCGUCAUCGCCCUCAGCAAGGCCAACGAGAAGGAGCCCACAGAUUGGACAGUCGUCUACGAGGAGGCCUUGGAGAUACUCAGCUCGGCGACCGACGCAAAGGGCCGUCCGUUUGAGAUCGUCGAGAUCGAGGAGCCUGACGAGGAACUUUUCGAGGGCGGAGGCUUCGGCGAUGAUCGCGCUGUGCGAAGCUAUGUCAACUAUCUGCUGGUCAACGGAGGCAUCAUCUUGCCCCGGUUUGGUGACCCAGCUCACGAUGCUGCAGCCAUCAGAGCUACCCAAUUGCUUUUUGGGGAUGAGCGAAGGAUCUUCCCCGUUCUCGUUGACGAGCUGCCUAGAUUGGGCGGUGGGAUUCACUGCUCGACGCAGGAAGUUCCGUUGUUUCCCUGA